GUCGUGGUGAAAAUACAACUUGGGCGUGGCCGGUGUCUUUUGAUGUGGCUGUGCUCAGGAAUUACCUUCCUUUUUGGUGGAUCGCUCAACUUGGUCGUCUUCAUCCAUCAUGAGUGUCGUUCGUUCUUUCAAAGCAACUGAUAUGUUCACAUUUAACAAUAUCAAUCUGGACAUCUGGACAGAGACCUAUAACAUUGGCUUUUACCUGAGCUAUCUUUCACGAUGGCCAGACCUUUGCUGCGUACAGGAAUCACCUAACGGUCGCCAGAUGGGCUACGUUAUCGGAAAAGCAGAGGGGACCAACACCGAAUGGCACGGACAUGUUACCGCCAUAUCCGUAGCACCGGAAUACCGGAGACUCUCUCUUGCACGUAAAAUGAUGACCCUUCUAGAAAUGGUCUCGGACGAUAUCUACCGCGGAUACUUUGUGGAUUUAUACGUUCGGUGCACCAAUAACGUCGCAAUAGAAUUGUAUGAAGGGCUUGGGUACAGUGUAUAUCGCAGGGUACGGGAGUAUUAUGGUAAUCUCGGCGUAGGAAAAGGCGGUAGAGAUGAGGAAGAUGCCUUUGAUAUGCGCAAACCUCUAUCUCGGGAUCCCGGAAGACGCUCUGUUCGAACUAAUGGACGCGACAUGCUCGUCAGUGCACAUGACGUGCCAUGAAGUGCUCUGUCAGUGUCCGGCUGCAGAACCUAUGUAGCCUCAUGUCACGGUACUAUGCAAAAUACAGGAUAGCGGAUCUUACCUCCGUAAUCGUUUCCUGCUUCAAUAUGAUCGCUGAUCUCCUCCUGAGCAUCCAUAAGCUUUCUCUACCUCCGGCCGAUAUGCAUGAUGAUACGUUUCUUCGGUUCUUAUAUAUACAACUCUGUGAUUGAGAUCCACUACAUUGUUCUUGCCUUCGGCCGUUUCACCUCAACACUGCGGACAAUUUUGAAGGCAAGAUUACUUCAUGCAGCGGAGAUCC
This is a messenger RNA of Desarmillaria tabescens, 962 nucleotides long. Its product is annotated as N-acetyltransferase. Gene Ontology annotation, cellular component: NatB complex. Gene Ontology annotation, molecular function: protein-N-terminal amino-acid acetyltransferase activity. Gene Ontology annotation, biological process: N-terminal peptidyl-methionine acetylation. The coding region runs from base 110 to 661 and encodes 183 amino acids. The record is from RefSeq and is a predicted model, not a curated record. The transcript has 5 exons. NCBI's taxonomy places the organism in Eukaryota, Fungi, Basidiomycota, Agaricomycetes, Agaricales, Physalacriaceae.